This is a messenger RNA of Fusarium mangiferae, 1308 nucleotides long. RefSeq lists its product as uncharacterized. The transcript has 5 exons. Bases 1 to 1308 code for a protein of 435 amino acids. Lineage: Eukaryota; Fungi; Ascomycota; Sordariomycetes; Hypocreales; Nectriaceae. The record is from RefSeq and is a predicted model, not a curated record.
AUGGACUCGAACACGACAGAUGGAACCUGUGACAACCCGAGCUCACCUCCCGCCAGGUCAACUGUUGGUAGUCAAGUCUCUGUCAGUGGGGAGUUCGUACUUGGCUCAAACAUAAGUGCCUCGCCGCAAACUCAUACGCUCGAAAUAUCCCCUCAGCCUCCAGUUCCCUCGCCAAACCAUUACUCAUCCACACCCUACUUGAACACUCCAACCCCCGAGUCUACUUACCUCUCCACACCUGCCUCUCAGUCAUAUUCUCAGUUUCCAACCUUGGCUUCAGCAGGCAUUGAUUCAACCUGGAGUCAACCAAAUCAAGCUCAGGAGGAACCAAGAUCAUUGAUUUCCUUUCCCCAAGAGGACAGGCAUCAAUUGGUAUCGAACUCUCGUCAGGCAGGACGAUCGACCAGCAUGAGCACUGUUGCUAUUCAAUUUGAUCCAGCCUUUACCAUGGGACCUCGAUCAGCCUUCACAUGGCCAGGCCCUCUUGAGACAAGUAACUCUGGAAACAGUUUGCUUAGUCCUGGACUGCCUUCAAUGGGACAUGUUUCUGGAAGCAGCCUCACACCCCCACCACAGUCGAGAUCCGUGACAUCGAGCCCCCCACGAUUGUCUCUUUCGGCAGACCAGCGAGAAGUCAAACGACAGUCAGAUAGGGCACGUCGAGACUCGAGGCUGGUGAACAGAAUGCGCCGCGCCAACAGUAACCCUUACGUCGAUUCUUCGCCUUCGGCUUUGGGGCUUGCCACUACCACAGCAGCUAUGAACAUCUCAGCCUAUACAACGGCACCUGCUCCCGUGACUCUCAUGAGCGAUACUCCGACUACAAUGAGCAGUUCGACAUAUCUUCAAUCUUACAGCCCAUCCCUCGAAGACCACCAAACGCAAUCCGCACCCGUUUAUCCUACCUCAUACCCACAAAGCUUGCAGGCGAACUAUAAUAUGCCCGUGGAUUAUGCAGCAGUUUAUGCAGGAUCCAGUCAGUAUAGUACUCGACCACCGCCUGUACCUGUUGGCCAGGACGUUGGUUUUAUGUAUCAGGUACCUACCGUCCUAGGCCCUGGAGGCGCAAACACGCAAGAAGCGGGACAUGUCAGAGUCGUGCAAAGUCGGCCGAAGCCGCGAUGCUGGGAACACGGGUGCAAUGGACGACAAUUCUCGACUUUUAGCAAUUUGUUGCGACAUCAGCGCGAAAAAUCUGGCCAAGCCGCAAAGGCUUCCUGCCCCAACUGCGGAGCCGAAUUUACGAGAACCACUGCACGAAACGGACACCUACUUCACGACAAGUGUAAGGGUCGACGUAACUCAUGA